Molecule: messenger RNA, 576 nt
Organism: Arctia plantaginis
Lineage: Eukaryota; Metazoa; Arthropoda; Insecta; Lepidoptera; Erebidae
Source: the annotation of a GenBank genome assembly
AUGUACGAGUCUUUGGUUUUGAUGCCGUUGGAAACUAAAGAUGGCAAGCCUUUACUGGCUUGCUACAUAUGUUACGCAAGGCUCGAAAACUGCUAUGAGUUGAGGAGGUGCUGUCUCCAGAGUGAGGAGCUGUUGACACUAAUGCUGAGCAGCAAUGAGUCCGACCAAGUGAAACUGCAAGGAAUAAACAGCAAGAAGAGACUCACCAUGCACAAUGUCGUACACUUGAGCAUAGGACAUGAACUGGAGAUGAAUGCAGACAAUGUUGGUGUGGAGGCUCUGAAGUGUGAAGUAAAACUUGAACCAAAUGAUUGUGAAGAUACCGACGAGGAUGCUCUAGAAGACAACAGCGUCUCUGACAUCAUACAAUCUGCAGACUCAGACGAUGGUCCUCUAAUGAUUGUGAAGAAAGAACAGUCAAGUGAUCUAAACUUGAAGAGAUUUAAAAAAGCUGUACAGAGGAAUCCAGAAGAUUUAACCUCUAGAAACUUGGAAAACCAUGAACUCAUACAUGACACAUUACAAGAACAAAGAGAGUUAUGUCUUCUUUCUGAACAUGACCUUCUCCAACAUUAG